Homarus americanus (American lobster) is the source of this 1109-nucleotide messenger RNA. Its product is annotated as hematopoietic prostaglandin D synthase-like. Lineage: Eukaryota; Metazoa; Arthropoda; Malacostraca; Decapoda; Nephropidae. The transcript has 9 exons. Gene Ontology annotation, molecular function: glutathione transferase activity. Gene Ontology annotation, biological process: glutathione metabolic process. The record is from RefSeq and is a predicted model, not a curated record. Bases 269 to 931 code for a protein of 220 amino acids.
GAGAAGCACUAAACGUCUCCCAGCCUCAGCUCAGGACGCUACUCUGUAAUAUUAUACUCUGUGGUUUUUUUAAAGUUUACGCUCGUUACUGCUCUCCUCCUUCACUUGAUCAAGGUAAGUUGGAGCCCACACACUGAAGGGUAAUUAGUGGCAGGUGAGCUGAAGUGAAGGACUUGUUGACCCCCGCCCACCAGGUCACUUGGGACGAGGACUUCUAAGACAAGAGGUACAGUUGUAACGCCGAGUGAGCGGAGGAGCGCCCUUGGAGAUGCCUCAGUAUAAGUUGAUGUACUUCAACCUGCGGGGGCGAGGAGAACCAGUCCGCUGGGUCCUUGCUGCCGCCGACCAGCCCUACGAGGACGUCCGCUUCAGUAGAGAGACGGAGUGGCCCUUCAAAAAACCAGAGAUGCCGUAUGGGAAGGUGCCGGUGUUGUACGUGGACGAGAAGCCUCUGAGUCAGUCGGUGGCCAUAUGUCGCUACCUCGGGAGGAUGCACGGCCUGGCGGUAGAGGACCCGUGGGAGGUUGCCAAGGGUGACGAGGUGGCUGACGCCGUCCAUGACCUGCUCCCCCAUGCAGCACAGAUGGUUUAUGCCAACUGCGCACGAUCUCGGCGGAGGGUAGCUCCUCGGCCAUAUUUAAGACUUGCAGGUGAUGUAGAGAAGGCCAAGAUGUUGGCCACUGAGUUCUACACCAGCACACUGCCACCUGUGAUGAGGGAACUUGACCGCAGACUCGAGGGGCGAGAUUGGUUCUGUGGAGAUAAGAUGACGUGGGUUGAUGUGUUCGCAGCGUGUUACCUCAGCCAGCUCAGCUCUCACCAUGAAGCUUCUCUUGAAGCUGUACCACGGCUGAAAAUUUUAGUUGAAAAAGUUAUUAAACUUCCACAGAUUGAGAAGUGGAUCAAAGAGCGUCCAGAUACUCCCAUGUAAACUAACCCAUUGAUUUAUAUUGGUAGCUUAUGUCUUCAUUGGUGAUGUAGUGAAGCUCAUUUGAUGACAACCAUUAUCUGAGCUUUGAUACAAUGUCUUAUGAAGGCAAAUGACUAAUGAAUUAUUAUGUAAGUGUCAUGAAAUAGUACAGUAGUGCCAAUAAAGUGAUGAUAUAUGG